UGUGUUUAUCUAACAUUUAAAAUAUUUAUUAAUACCAUAUCAUUUAAAAGAGAAAAGUCGAUGAAGUUUAAUAAAAAUAUAUAUAUCAACAAAUAUGCCCGAUAUUACACAAAACAUACACUCGGGGUAUAGAAACACAAGCACGCGCAGAAUAACGAGAGUGGGCUAGACUUCCUGCGGGGGGAUCGAUGGUGCGUUAUAUAUAGGAGGAGAGGGGAGUCUGGAAUGGUCUAUAUCCGUGUACCAGAGGGACCGCAGCAGAAGUGACGGUCAAUUAACGAGCCAUUGUCAGAUCGCUGCCAAAAACUCUUGUCAAAACAAUUCCAAAAACGGAUAUUAGCUUUUAUUGAAAAACAAAGGUGGAAUUUGAUUUUUUUGGAAAUUUUACGAUUUCAAUCGCGAAGAAUAAUUUAAUUUUGUUGAUUAACUUUAACGAGGAUUAGAUAAUUAACACUGCGACAUUAUUUGGGUGUGAGAGUGAGAGAGAGAAACAUGUUCGCCACGGAGCCCGCGGUUAUGUCCCCUACCCAGGAUCCUGCGGCCGUUAAGCGGCGCCUGGCUUUCCAAAAGAGUUACAGUCAAGAGCACGGUGGGUCAUGGCGGAGAAAAAGCUUAAUCGAGGAUGCAAAAUUCGAAACCGUGACAAACAUUGAAUUUGCCAAGCGGGAGAGAACACUCAGUAACCGAGGCUCCAUCAGCGAAGAAGAGGAAGUCUUCAUCCAAAAUGGCGAGACGACGUCACCAGUGGAAACCGAGCCGUCGCGUGUCUACGUCAUUCUGGUAACACUAAAAGAAGGAAUGACUUCGUCACUGUCCCGGAUUAUUAGGGUGUUUGAAACGACAAAGGUUGUUGUGGAACACAUAGAAUCUCGGAAGUCCCAGAAACCGGGCGCCAUAUUUGAUGUUUUGAUACAGUGUGUGUGUCCCCGCCAAAAAGUGACGUCAUUAAUGAACACAAUUCGGCAGAAUCCAUCAACCGUGGAGGUGUCGGUCAUUGGAGACAAGGAAACGGAGGUUAAAGAGGCGUGGUUUCCCCGGCACAUAGCAGAGCUGGAUAACUGCACACAUCUCGUCACAAAGUUUGAACCCGAGCUAGAUUGUGAUCACCCGGGCUUUACAGAUGAAGUUUACAAGGAGCGCCGGAAACAAAUAGCGGACAUCGCGUUCGAGUACAAACAUGGUCAUCCCAUUCCCCGAGUCCAGUACACGGAGGAGGAGGUAGCCACGUGGGGUCACGUGUACAGGCACCUUAAGGAACUGUUCCCCACGCAUGCGUGUCGUGAGCACAUUGAAGCUUUCUGGGGACUGGAGAAGGAAUGUGGAUACAGCGAGAACUCCAUACCUCAGCUAGAGGAUGUGUCAAACUUCCUUAAACGUAAAACCGGAUUCCAGCUCCGUCCAGUUUCUGGCUUACUCUCUGCCAGAGACUUCCUGGCCAGUCUCGCCUUCCGGGUCUUUCAGUGUACGCAGUAUGUAAGACACGGAUCGAAGCCGGACCAUUCCCCGGAACCAGAUUGUGUCCACGAGUUGUUAGGUCACGUGCCGAUGUUGUCAGUUCCUGCGUUUGCGCAGUUCUCACAGGAAAUAGGACUAGCGUCACUUGGGGCCUCAGACCAGGAUAUAGAAAAACUAGCGACGCUUUAUUGGUUUACGGUGGAAUUCGGUUUAAUUCGUCAAGACGGAACUCUCCGAGCCUACGGCGCCGGAACUCUGUCUUCAUACGGGGAACUGAAGCAUGCCCUCUCAGACAGCCCUAGACAACUUCCGUUUAACCCGGCAGUGACGUCGGUACAGGAGUACACAGACGAAGACCUACAGCCUGUGUACUUCUUUGUCGAGUCAUUUGAAGACAUGAUGCAAAAAAUGAGAGACUACGCCUCCUCCAUUAAGCGGCCCGCUGAUCUGCGCUAUGACCCCUUCACGCAGACGAUUCAGGUGAUAGAGAAGAGGGAGACCCUGGAGACGGUAUCAGCCUCACUCCGGACAGAGAUCGCUAAUCUAGAGAAACUCGUCAAAAGGGUGGACCUAAUUAGUGUAUAACCGAUAAAGACCUAAUUAGUGUAUAACCGAUAAAUGUAGUACUGUAGAAUGGAUCAGUUCGUAUAAAACUAUUGGAUACAUUCGUAUAUAGACAUCUAUAUUCAUUAUAUGACUUUUUUGUCAGGAUGAUAUUUUGUUGUGUAGUUUGAGACGAAUUUUAUUGACAAAAUUGUCAGGAAUUGAAUACAAGGUUUAUUUACUUAAGAAGUAUUCUUCGUCCCUAUAUGAGUAUAAGACUACCUGAAACAUGUAAAAAUUAAUUUUUCAUUUCAUUACGUCACAAUUCAGAUAAGCUGUAAGCAUUGACCUGUUAUAUACAUGAUAGUGCAGCAGAAGUAAUUGCAUUGUGUCAGGAUGAGCUUUGUUUUGAUACCUGUGUAUAUACGCACAUGAUAGAUAUUACAUGGAAUGCCUCAUGUCAAAUCGUAAAUAGGGCCAGCAUGGCGUCACAUUCAUAAAACCCUUGUUUUAUAUUUUAACGUUUAAAUAAAUCUGACCAUUAUUGAAAUAUACUUUCAUCUUUAUGAAGAGCAUUCUCAUAAAACAUUAUUUUUGUUCUUUUAUUACAUUUUUUGUGUAAAAUUAUGUUGGUUUUUAUCCAGUUUAAGACAGCGUUUAAAUUGGGUAAUUUUGCCCCGCUUCUAUUAUUGAUGUUACUUCACUUGUUAUAUUGACAAGAUUGUAAAGCUCCACAUCCUAAACUUGAAGAAGGAAAGUUUUGAGUUUUCUACUCAUGUAAACAAUCAUGUUAUAUCUCUAUUAACCUUGAGUUGUGGCAUUUGAGCCAUUUCCGCAUUUUAAGUUUUAUAGUACUAUGAAACAUUUUAUCCUGGAUUGAACACUCCUAUAUUGUAGCAGAAUAUUACCUGUUCACUCAUUUUGAUGCUGUCUAUCGUAAACAUCAAAAAUAAAACAAUGUU
Messenger RNA from Saccostrea cuccullata (small rock oyster), 2960 nucleotides. Its product is annotated as tyrosine 3-monooxygenase-like. The coding region runs from base 493 to 2040 and encodes 515 amino acids. Gene Ontology annotation, biological process: aromatic amino acid metabolic process. Gene Ontology annotation, cellular component: axon; perikaryon; cytoplasm. The transcript has 11 exons. The record is from RefSeq and is a predicted model, not a curated record. Gene Ontology annotation, molecular function: tyrosine 3-monooxygenase activity; iron ion binding. Lineage: Eukaryota; Metazoa; Mollusca; Bivalvia; Ostreida; Ostreidae.